Silurus meridionalis is the source of this 1858-nucleotide messenger RNA. RefSeq names its product methyltransferase 16, N6-methyladenosin (gene mettl16). Gene Ontology annotation, biological process: rRNA base methylation. NCBI's taxonomy places the organism in Eukaryota, Metazoa, Chordata, Actinopteri, Siluriformes, Siluridae. The transcript is spliced from 10 exons. Gene Ontology annotation, cellular component: nucleus. The record is from RefSeq and is a predicted model, not a curated record. Gene Ontology annotation, molecular function: 23S rRNA (adenine(1618)-N(6))-methyltransferase activity. The coding region runs from base 4 to 1668 and encodes 554 amino acids.
UUUAUGACGUCACCCCGAACCCGGAACAAACAACGUAGAAACAACGUGACUAACUUGCAACCGACCCCAGAAAGCGUUCCCCCCAGAUUAUUCCAAGCUUUUACAGAAGGGAGUAAACGGAACUGUGUCGCAAGAAUGGCGCUGAAUAAAUCCAUGCAUCCUCGGAAUCGUUAUAAGGACAAACCUCCGGACUUUGCGUACCUGUCUUCAAAGUACCCGGAUUUUCAGAAGCACGUACAGACUACAUUAUCCGGCCGGGUGAUGCUAAAUUUUAAGGACCCGGAGGCAGUGCGUGCUCUUACAUGCACACUGCUGAAGGAGGACUUUGGUCUGAGCAUUGAGAUUCCUUUGGAGCGGCUCAUCCCUACUGUCCCACUGCGCCUCAACUACAUCCACUGGGUGGAGGAUCUUACCGGAGGGCAGGGCAGUCCACGCCGGGGCAUCGAUAUAGGUACGGGGGCCUCCUGUAUCUACCCCCUGUUGGGAGCCUCGAUGAAUGGCUGGUACUUUCUCGCAACAGAGGUGGAUGACAUCUGCUAUAAUUACGCCAAGAAAAACGUUGAACAAAACAAUAUGGCAGACCUGAUUAAAGUGGUGAAGGUGCCCCAAAAGACCUUGCUAAUGGAUGCUUUGAAAGAGGAGUCGAUAGUGUAUGAUUUCUGCAUGUGUAAUCCACCUUUCUUUGCCAACCAGUUAGAGGCUAAGGGAGUCAACUCGAGGAACUCGCGUAGACCCCCACCCAGCUCAGUCAAUACAGGAGGAGUGACCGAAAUCAUGGCUGAGGGGGGUGAGCUGGAGUUUGUGAAAAGGAUUAUCCAUGACAGUGUACAGCUUAAGAGGAGGCUCAGAUGGUACAGCUGCAUGCUGGGGAAAAAGUGCAGUCUGGCCCCUUUGAAGGAGGAGCUGAGAAAACAAGGGGUCCCCAAAGUAACGCACACUGAGUUCUGUCAGGGGCGCACCAUGCGCUGGGCUCUGGCCUGGAGCUUCUAUGAAGAUGUGACCAUGCCAUCUCCGCCAAACAAGAAGCGUAAGGUGGAGAAGGCACGUAAGCCGCUAAGUUUCACCGUAGUAGAAGCCACUGCAGUGGAACUGCACUCUCAGGCUCUCAGCAUUGGCCAAACACACACCAGCCAUGUAGAAAGCGUCAGCUACUGGUUGGAGAGCAUUCUCACAGACCUGAAGGUAUUGCACAACCGUGUGCCCUCUUGCGACUCUGAACUCAGCCUCUUUCUCACUGCUGUGGAGAACACUUGGGUCCAUGCUCGGCAGAAACGGCGUGAGCAGAGCCGACAGCUCCAUGAGGUGCCCAAAGCUCCAGAGCUCGGCACUCCCGUUGGUGACUGUGUGGAGCCGACACCAGCACAGGACGUUACAGUUCCUUCCAGUAAUGAAAAAGAAUCCAAAGCAAAGCAGGACCCUGAAAAGGAUACAGAUGUCCCCUGUAAGACCUCCAGCACGCAGGAACAGGGGUCCAGUGUUGCAGCUAUUUCCCCAAGCUCCAGCUCAGUCCACCGCUUCCUGUUUAAGUGUCUGAUGAAUGUGAAGGUGGAGGACAGUGAUGUGUUAGUUGAGAUGCACUGGGUGGAGGGUCAAAAUAAAGACCUGAUGAACCAGCUAUGUACAAGUGUUAAGAACUCACUCUUUCGUCGAGUAGCCAUGUCCGUUUAACCCAGGUUUUAAGUUUGUAUGCGCUUUAUGUUCAAAAUCAGAUUUCAUUACCAAAGCACUGUCGGAGGUUUGAGCCAUACUAAAGUUUUGACUUCUGAUGCUACAGUACAGCUGCAGAGUCAGUGGUGAAAUUUGUUUUAUUGAAUGUUUGUUUAGCUUUAUUACCUUUUUAAUAAACAUUUUAAAAGUU